Messenger RNA from Chaetomium globosum CBS 148.51, 927 nucleotides. RefSeq lists its product as uncharacterized. Gene Ontology annotation, cellular component: Golgi apparatus; membrane. Gene Ontology annotation, molecular function: CDP-diacylglycerol-inositol 3-phosphatidyltransferase activity. Lineage: Eukaryota; Fungi; Ascomycota; Sordariomycetes; Sordariales; Chaetomiaceae. The transcript has 3 exons. Gene Ontology annotation, biological process: phosphatidylinositol biosynthetic process. The coding region runs from base 1 to 927 and encodes 308 amino acids. The record is from RefSeq and is a predicted model, not a curated record.
AUGACCGGAGCGAAGAACCGACGCCAGGGCACAGCAGCCUCCCCCGAGCCCAAGGGGCAAGAUAAGGAGGUUGCGCCGAGCUUAAAUGGCAAUGGGACCGCUCAUGUUGCUGCCGCGAGGGGCACCGCCGAGGAGGGGCCACAGGAAAACAUCUUUCUGCUAUGGCCAAACAUCAUCGCUAUCGCCUCGCUCUACUACAUGCCCCUACACCCGCGCACCUGCUCGCUGCUGUACAGCAUAUCCUGCCUUCUCGACGCCCUCGAUGGCUAUGCGGCGCGCUACUUUGAACAAUCGACGCGCUUCGGCGCCGUGCUCGACAUGGUGACAGACCGGUGCACCACAUCCUGCCUACUCGUCUUCCUGUCGUCGGCCUUCCCCCGCUGGGCCAUCCUGUUCCAGAGCCUGAUCUCGCUCGAUUUUGCCAGCCAUUACAUCCACAUGUACGCGACGCUGGCCAUGGGCGGCACCGAGAACAGCCAUAAGAACGUCGACAAGUCCCGCAGCCGCAUCCUGUCGCUGUACUACACCAACAAGACGGUCCUCUUCAUCGCAUGCGCACUCAACGAAGCCUUCUUCAUCGCGCUCUACCUCCUGUCCUUCUCCUCCCCGCUCCUCUCCCCCUCCCUGCUCGAGACGGUUCCCGACCACGCGGCGCAGGCCAUCAUCAGCCAGGGGGCGCAGGUCAACUCGUCGCUGCUGCGGCACCUGUUCGCCAACCCGCACAGCGCGGGGGCGCUCGAGCUCGCGCGCGCCAACAAGAUGGACAGCUUCUGGCCCUGGGUCCUCGCCGGCGUCAGCUUCCCCGUCAUGGCCCUCAAGCAGAUCAUCAACGUCGUCCAGCUCGUCAAGGCCAGCCGCUGGCUCGCCGAGGGCGACGUCCGCUCCCGCCGCGCGCUAGGCCUGCCGAGGAAGCGGAAGACUGCUUGA